This is a messenger RNA of Chrysoperla carnea, 1148 nucleotides long. RefSeq lists its product as uncharacterized. The record is from RefSeq and is a predicted model, not a curated record. The transcript has 2 exons. The coding region runs from base 108 to 1097 and encodes 329 amino acids. Lineage: Eukaryota; Metazoa; Arthropoda; Insecta; Neuroptera; Chrysopidae.
UAACCUAAUAAUAAACCGGUUAGUAAACCUGUGAUCUGAACAAUUGAGCUGCUUCUAAUUAAGUAAAUUGAGUUUGAGUAACUGCAAAAGUUGAUAUAAAUUUAAAAAUGGAAACAGAAUUAAUUGCAACCAAUCCAAAUAUAACAGAAUCAAAUCGAAUUGAAUCAGAUUCAUCUGAAACACUUCCAACAGAAUCAAAUGCAUCUGACACAACUGCGAGUGAAACAAAUGCAAAAAAAUCUAAGGAGAAAAUUUUUAAAUUGGCUUUUGUAUUAGCUGAAAAUGAAGUAAAAAUUAUAAACGAAACAAAUUUAAUAAAACUUUUAGUUGAAAAAUUUAACGCUAACGCAUCCUUAGAUGAUGGAAUCACCCUGAAAUUUUUAAAUGUUACAGGAAAUGUACAACAUCGAAAAGAUAUUCUAGAAAAUAUUAAAAAGAUCGUAAACGUAAAAAAAGUUGGGGAUAAAUUACAUCUUUUAUUCCACAAAAUUCAACGAGAUUUUCCGUUAAUCGAAGAAAUCCGUUAUUUAAAUGAUCCAUUUUCUUUAUACAAAACAUAUACAAGUCUAAUAGCAGAAAAGUCAUCUAAUAAUCAUGAAGUUACGCGAGUUAUAAGGCAAAUGAACGCGUUUCGUCGAUUACAUUGCUUAGAAUUUACAGAUGAAACAUUAAAAACGUUGAAUAUUUUACGCGAUCUUUAUAUCGCUAAAAAACGAGAAAUGUCAGGAAAUAUGUAUUAUAUCGCAAACAAUGCGUGGAAGGAUUUCUUUAAUAAUAUCCAAAAUAAUGAAUUUGAUAAAUUAAUCGAUGAAUUUAAUUCAAAAACAUUUGAUAAUAACCAAAAAUUACAACAAUUACCGAAAUUAGUUUUAAAUGAAGACCUAAAACCAAAAGAAAAAAAAAUUCCACUGGAGGAAGAUCAGGCCUUAUUUGAAUAUGUGAAAAAAUUAUUUAAAGCAACUCAGGAAAAGAAGUUGAAACGGAUGUUAGAAAAAUGUAUGAAAUUAUAUAAAGUUAAGAAAUGUUAUUCUAAGGAGAAACGCCAAGCUAUUAAGUCUGUUGGGGAAAAAUUACACAUGCCAUUUCAAUCUACAUAAUGAUUAUAGCGAUUAAUGAUACAAGAGACUGCAAUAAAAAAUUUAGAGAUA